Chelonus insularis is the source of this 3905-nucleotide messenger RNA. RefSeq names its product CTCF (gene CTCF). Gene Ontology annotation, biological process: regulation of DNA-templated transcription. The coding region runs from base 449 to 2578 and encodes 709 amino acids. The record is from RefSeq and is a predicted model, not a curated record. Lineage: Eukaryota; Metazoa; Arthropoda; Insecta; Hymenoptera; Braconidae. The transcript has 8 exons. Gene Ontology annotation, molecular function: DNA-binding transcription factor activity, RNA polymerase II-specific; RNA polymerase II cis-regulatory region sequence-specific DNA binding.
GUCCGCUGGCGUUAGUAGUCGAGUUUGGUGCGUCCUCUGCAUUAAGCGCGCGCGUUAUCGUCUCAAAAUAAUAUUUGAGUGCAUAAAUUCAUCAAUCAAUAAUCAUCAUUAGUUGAAAAUCAAUUUCUACUACUUGAUUUGGCACAAAACAUUAAAGAACGAAGCGUAAUAAGUCAAAACAAUUCAACGUCGACAUGGCGUAGAACGGAAAGACUUUGCGAACAAAUAAAAUGUCUGAGGAUCGCUUAGUGUGAACAGAUCCCCUCUCUCUGUCUCUCUUUCAAGUGUGCAGUGAAUGACGCUUGAGUUCAGUGCGCAGGAGAAUUUGCGCAGCAUUUGAACGCGACUGCUUGGUGUGUUCGAUCGGCCAUAUUGGGUCUCUUUCGUCUCUUACACAACGCCCUCACACGUAUGAACGAGAUCUUGGAAUUGAAUUAAUGAUCCUACAAUGACCACUAACGUGGCUACGAUAAAACUAGAAGAGGGUCAGGAGUCUGUUACGGAAAUCCAGACCUACCUUGAAACUUUUAAUAAAGAAAUUGAAGGUGGUCAGGGAGAACAACUGCAACAUGUGCAACUUCAACAAGUUGAAGGACUAUCCGGUGGAGAAGAGGGAGGAACAUAUUUUGUUGAUCAGAGUGGUCAAUAUUAUUAUCAAGCAAACAGUGAUGAAGCUCCGGUGAUGACUCAAGUUCAAAUUCAAGAAGUAGAAGAAGUUGAACAAAGUGAAGAAGGCGUUCAGGAAGAACAAUAUCAUGAAGUUGAAGAGUUAGAAAAUGUUGAGACUGAAGAUGGUGAUGGACAGUCUAAUAAUGCUGGAGAAAAUGUUGUUCUUAAUUCAGGUGAUGCAUAUCAGACAGUAACAAUUGUUCCUUCAGAUACAAAUCCGGGUGAAGUAAGCUAUGUUUUGAUCGUUCAACAACCAGAAGAUGAAGAAAAAGAACGUGUGGAUGGUGCUGAAGGCGAAGAAGGCGAACAAGAUCUAACAGUAUACGAUUUUGAAGACAAUGAAGAUAACGAUGCGGGAACAGAAUAUGAAGCUGAUGAUGAUAAAGCAAAAAUAAUCAAGUACCUGCCGAAAAAAUCGCAGACAGUAACUCAAGCUCACAUGUGUAACUAUUGUAAUUACACGAGUCCUAAACGUUAUUUAUUAUCACGGCACAUGAAAUCUCAUUCUGAAGAACGACCUCAUAAAUGUAGUGUCUGUGAAAGAGGUUUCAAAACUCUUGCAUCGUUACAAAAUCAUGUCAAUACCCAUACAGGAACCAAACCACAUCACUGCAAAUUCUGCGACAGUGCAUUUACUACGUCAGGCGAGCUUGUCAGGCACGUACGGUACCGCCAUACUCAUGAGAAACCACAUAAAUGUCACGAAUGUGAUUAUGCUUCUGUUGAGUUAUCAAAACUUAAGCGUCACAUAAGGUGUCACACUGGUGAACGUCCUUAUCAGUGCCCGCACUGUACAUAUGCAAGUCCUGAUACAUUCAAGCUCAAACGUCAUUUGCGUAUUCAUACAGGUGAAAAACCGUAUGAGUGUGAUAUCUGUCAAGCUCGAUUUACACAAUCUAAUAGCUUGAAGGCUCACAAACUUGUUCAUAAUGUGGGAGACAAACCGGUAUUCCAAUGCGAACUCUGUCCAACGACUUGUGGUCGUAAAACAGACUUAAGGAUCCAUGUGCAGAAAUUACACACAUCUGAUAAACCACUCAAGUGUAAACGUUGUGGAAAAACAUUCCCAGAUAGAUACAGUUAUAAGCUUCAUAGUAAAACACAUGAAGGAGAAAAAUGUUAUAAAUGUGAUCUAUGUCCCUACGCAUCGAUAUCAGCACGUCACCUUGAAAGCCAUAUGCUUAUACAUACAGAUCAAAAGCCAUAUCAAUGUGAUCACUGUUAUCAGUCGUUCCGACAGAAGCAGUUGUUGAAGAGGCAUUGUAAUCUUUAUCAUAAUCCUUCUUAUGUACCGCCACAACCGCAGGAAAAGACACAUCAAUGCCCAGAAUGUGAAAGGGCCUUUAGGCACAAAGGAAAUCUUAUCAGACACAUGGCAGUGCAUGAUCCUGAAUCUUCUCUCCAAGAAAAACAACAAGCUUUAAAAAUUGGGCGACAAAAGAAGAUUCAAAUAAUUGAUGGUCAAAGAGUGGAAGUAAUGACAGGUGACUUAGCUUCUAAACUUAAAGGUUACGAAGAAGAAGAAGAAGAGGAAGAAGAGGAAGAAGAUGUGAUGGCUGUUGAAGGAAGUGAUGGUCAACAAUAUGUGGUAUUAGAAGUCAUUCAAUUGGCUGAUAAUCAAGGAAGUGAUCAGAUGGCCGUAGUUGCCAAUGAAGACGGUGAUAUAAUGAUGCAAGAUCCUCUCAGCUCAGACGGAGGAAUAGUUACCACAUCUAAUGAAGCCAAUGAGGCUGAAGAAGAAGUGGAUAUUUCACAACUUAAAGAAUCAAUGUCGAAUAAGAAGACUACGGUUCAAAAAGAACAAACAGAUAAUAAACUCCGGAAAGAAAUGGAAAACUGCUUUGGUUUUGAUGAGGAGGAAGAGGAAGAAGGGGAAAGCGAAAUGCAUCUACUAGAUACAAUUUCGUAAUGACGAUGAGCCUAUUAAUGGCAUCAAUGUACCUACUUAGUAGUUAAAUGUUUUUUGUUCAUUUUUUCGCAGUAAGUUGGGACUCAUUGUAAGUCAUUGGAAAGCACACAUACGCACGGAGUACAUUGCAGAAAUUGUAUUAUGCAGUGUAAUAUAGGUACAUAUUAUUAUAAUUCUUAUCAAUAUUAUUAUUAUUAUUUAUAUGCGUUAAUAAUUAGUCGUAACACUUAACUAAAUAAUGGACAGAAAAGAUAUUGUACAACAAUACGAUUUUUCUUUAGUUGUAAUGAAUUGUCAUAUAAAAUCAUAUUUGUUUGAAAAAUAAACUGGGAUCAAGUUUUAUUAAUGGAAAUUUUAUUACUUGAUGAAAAUGAAGAUAGCAUGACAGUCGAAUAUGUAAUCUAAAAGAAUUAAUUUUUGGUCUGCGGUAAAACGAGCGUUGUGAGGCUGCCAUGUACAUAAAUGUUCCUUAAAUAUUCUGUAUUUGAUAAAUUAAUUGUUAAAUAACUAAGUAUUUAGUUUAAAUUAAAACUAUUCAUUAUUGUAAGAUUAAAUCACGGAUUCAUAGUCCUAGAAAAGGACUUGGAUAUUCUUUUGAAUAAAUCAAUAUUUGAUGUAAGAAAGGUAUUAUAAAUAAUUUGAGACUAAAUAGUCAAAAACAAUGCAUCGUCAGCAACCAGUGUUUUUUCACAGAAAGUAAAAAUUAUUUUACUUUAAUGAUUAAAAAAUAAUUUUACCUUGGCACUUUUAACUUUUUCUCACAAUAAACCAUAUACUCUAAAAAAAAAAUGUGACGAGAUAUGAUCUAAGAAAUGGUUUAAUUAUAUAUUAAUAUAAUAACAUAAUGCAAUCGACUUCUUUUAAUUGAUUUAUAAAUAUAAAUAAUUUUUUAGCUUCAUUUUAAAAAAUAAAUAAUACAGAUAUUAACUUACUUCUUGAGUAGUUGAUGUCAAAUAAUGACUUUUUCACUCUUGUCUGGCGCAAUUAUAUAUUUUUCAAGUAAUGGAAAAUAUAAAUAUAUAAAUAUUACAUAUAAAUAUAAUAAUACUAGAUGUAUCUGUACUAGGUAAUAAGUAUAAAGUUGCAUCGUAUUUAUUAAGGCAAUGUGUCCUUUCGAUAAAAUUCUCCCUAUUGUCUUUAUAAUGUCAACCAAAAGAAAAAAAAAAUUAUUGAAUAUAAUUUUUUUCAAAUUAAUCUGUGAAAUUUGUCAUGAUAAAUUACUAAAUGAAAUAAAUCUUGAAACAAAACAAUUAAUAAAUGAAAAAUAAUGAAUUAAUUAUAAAGAAAAUUUUUUAUAUAAUUAUAUUGUACAAUUGUAAUUUAGUCU